AUGGAACAGCCUGAUACGUCGCCAUCCCCGCCACCGCAGCUUCGACGUCGCGAUACUGUGCUUCCUCGACUUAAGAGGUCAUCAGCUUCGUAUCCAGCGCCGCCUUCGAUCCUUUCGCCACCCCUGACAACCGCCUCGCCCACAGCCGGCGCGAGCAUCUCUUCCUCAGAGCCUACUCUCCGAUUCCCUAGACCGCAGGGCAACAAGCAGCUUGCAAAUUGGAUAUCGAGCAGCAACCCCGACAUCAUGGAUCUGGCUCCGCUCGCCGAGGACAACAGCUUGUCUGAGUCCACCUACGAGCUCAUCUCGGGCCCGAGCACCGACACCGACACCGAAGAGUCUCAAGACGAUAACUACACCGGGUCCAUGAGUGAAUCCAUCGGCUCGCUCGACAUUCAUCGCCCAGACGAUGUCCAAAGCUUGGCGGGCACAGAAGACUCGUACGAGACCGAAUCAGCGGUUGAUGAAGCAGACAUGCCCAGCACAGCAGCGUCUGACCGUGAUGAUACCGAGGACGAAGAGGAUGACGAAGACUCUGUCCACGAAGACAGCGUGCUGGCCGAGUCGCACUUCACCGAUGAGACUGCCAAGCUUGAGCCUUUCCCGCCCUUUGAACAUGAGGAUUACUCUCACUCAUCGCUCGAAUACACGCAGCAGAGCUUGGGGACUCCUUCUUUCCCGACUCCAGAGGCCAGUCGGGUGAUUGAGAGACCAGGCCCAGCUGAGCCUGAGAAGAAGAAGUCUUGGAAACAGAGAAUGUCCGACUUUUGGCCAUUCGAAUCCGAAACUAGGGAAUAUUUUGCGGAGGCAACGUGGGGAGGAUUUCCCGGCUUCGCAUUCAUCUUUGUUGUGCUCUUGGCGCUUCCCAUCUUCAUCCAAUCGCCAUCCGAACCAGAUCUACCAAAUGUCCAAGCGCCACCGCCCAUCACUGCAACCAUUACCACCACAACAUAUCUCACCACUUCAUCUUUAUCAACUUCCAGUAGUCAACCGACUCCAUCUUCCACCAACAGCGUGGCUUUGGUGCCUAUUGGCGAGCCACAGUCUGACGAUUGGAUAUUCGGCGCCAAGAAGCCUGCUGUAUCUUUUACGGCCGAAGCGCACAAUGAUAUCUUGAUUCACAUCCCCAAGAGUAUCAAGAAGACGUGGUUGGCCAAGGACUGUCUGUCUGUAUCUGCCAAGAGAGGAGAUGACAUUGUCGAUACCACCAUGUCCAUGGAAGACGAGGGCCUUCGCCUAAAGUUUGCCAAGAAGGAGGUCUACGGUGUUGUCAGCCUCGUGCUCGAAGCCAAGUGCCGUCCCAAGAUUCACAAAGUGGUCAAGGUCCACUUUGGUAAGGGGCUGAUGGAAGAGGCCUUGGAACGCACCAAACACCUAGCUCAUGACCUCUCCGGACUCGUGCCUGCUGCUGCUCAGGAGGCAGAGCGAUGCAUUGAGAACGCCAAGCAGUCCAUCAACUCGGCAUGCCAGAACGUCUGCCAGACCGUUACUGAGACUGUAUCAAAGACUUUUGGCGCCGCCUUUGCAGAUGCCAAGCAGAAUCUCGACAACCUUGUAUCGACAGCCAAGGCCCAGUUUGAAGAAGCCGCCGAGGAGUUUACCACUAGAUUUGAUGACUUUGCACAACAAGCUCUCGAAAACCUGCCCUCGGUUGAAAAUGUACAAAAUCAGCUGCACCUCCAGCUGAUUGACGCGCAGCUCUCAGCUAGGCUCUGGUGGCUGCAGGUCUUUGGCAGCGCAGAGGAGCAUGAUGAGUACUUGCGCAAGGCAACGGCUUUUUCGGCAAAGAAGCACGCAGCUGCCGAAGAGAUGAGGAACGCAAGAAGGGACGUUCCUAAAAAGCCAAUAGAAGCAGCUUCACGGCUCUGGUCCGAAUGGUCCAAGUUGAAGCGCAAAUUAGCGUGA
Messenger RNA from Trichoderma gamsii, 1905 nucleotides. RefSeq lists its product as hypothetical. The transcript has a single exon. The coding region runs from base 1 to 1905 and encodes 634 amino acids. Lineage: Eukaryota; Fungi; Ascomycota; Sordariomycetes; Hypocreales; Hypocreaceae. The record is from RefSeq and is a predicted model, not a curated record.